UGGGCCUGUUGAAGAUGGCCGCUUCCAUUUGGUGGCGGCGACUCGAAUCCGCGGGGCGAUGGCGGCGGCUCAGCCACAGCCACAGGAGAAGGAGCGGCGGCGGCGGCAGCAGUAGCAGCAGCUCGGCUGGGAUAGCGCCGGCUUUGGAGGGCAGCGAGGAGUCAGAUUUGACUGAGAAAACUACUGCAAAGACGUUCUCUGCAUUGCAAGCAGAAAGGCACGAACAAGCAGAACGGACCAUUUUGAUCAGCUGUCCUUCUAAUAUCAAUGAAAAGAAAUUCUACAAAUACUUAUCAAGCUAUGGAAUGAUCAGUAAAUAUUUCUUCUAUGAAACUUUUGGUGUUUAUGCAGUGGUGGAGUUUUCUAAUAAGGAAAGUAUAGGAGCACUCGAAGGUUUUUCCAGUAUCCCGAGGCUCCAGCAUGAAUGUGCUGUUCCAUUCAAAUCCAGGUUUUUCAACUUAAGAAAUAAUCAUCCAAGGGAGCUUUCUGCUGCACAGCCUUCUGUACCAUGCCUUAAACAAUCUGUUAUCCCUGUUAAUGAACUUCUACGGAAGUUGUCUGGAGCUGAGAGUAUAGAUGAACAAUUAUACACAGCCUGCAAAGAGUACCAGAUUACGGAAGAGAAUACCCGUCUUCGUUUUCUUGUGUGCUCCCUAGUGAAGGACAUUGCAGCUGCUUACUUUCCGGAAUGUUCAAUUAAACCAUUUGGAUCAUCCGUAAAUAAUUUUGGGAAGAUGGGCUGUGACCUAGACAUGUUUCUGGAUCUGGACAGUAUUAGUGGAAGAGAUAAUGCUCAGACAGGAGGUGCCUUCUCCAUGGAAUAUCAAACAAAAAGAGUGGCAUCAGAGCGGGUGGCAACACAAAGCACCCUUUCAGUGAUAGGAGAAUGCAUUGAUCAGUUUGCCCCAGGGUGUACUGGAAUACAGAAGAUACUCAAUGCACGUUGCCCAUUGGUGCGGUUUUCCCAUCAACCUUCAGGAUUUCAGUGUGACCUCACUGCCAAUAAUAGAAUUGCUAUGCGAAGCACGGAACUCCUUUAUAUUUAUUCUAAUGUUGACCCUCGGGUACGGGCAUUGGUGUUUGGUGUUCGGUGCUGGGCCCGUGCUCAAGGGAUCACCAGCAACGUUCCUGGAUCCUGGAUCACUAACUUCUCAUUGACCAUGAUGGUUCUUUUCCUGCUGCAGAAGAGAAACCCGCCAAUCAUACCAACAUUAGACCAGCUCAGAGACUUAGCAGAAAUAGAAGAUGAAUAUUUUGUUGAAAGUCAUGACUGCACAUUUGUUUCCAAUAACAAAAUAAAGCCUUCCCAAAAUACAGAGACACUGGAGGAUCUUCUACAAGAAUUCUUUGAAUUUUAUGGCAAUUUUCCUUUCAAUCUAAUGUCCAUCAAUAUCAGAAAGGGGAAAGAACAACAUAAACCUGAAGCAUCUCCAGUUUACAUUCAGAACCCAUUUGAGCAGACUCUAAAUGUGAGCAAGAAUGUCAAUCAAACCCAACUGGAGAAGUUUGUAACCUCGGCAAGAGAGAGUGCAUGGAUAUUACAGCAGGAGGGGCUGAAACACCCAAUAUCCAAUACCAAACCCUGGGGACUAGCAGCAUUGCUUCUUCCUACCAUGCAAUCCCGUGGAGGAAAGAACAAAAAGAAGAGACAACCAGCUAGUGAGAGGAUUAAAAGUUUGUUAGAUUCACUAAAGAUAAACAAACAAACCUCUGGCUAUUUAAGCAGACCAAAUGGUGGUAGACGGUACAUUUGCACUAUUGCCUGGUAAUAAGCCCUCUAUAAUGUAAAAACAUCAUUCAACCACUGUUGAGCACUAAGACAGCAGAAAUAUCAAGGCUACAAAUCCAUUAAUUUUAAAAUUCUGCAAGAAUUAUUGAAUAAUACAGCAAUUGGCAGUAAGAGUUCAUUUAAGUUUUGAAACUUCUAGUCGGAAUCUGUUUUAAUGGAAACUUGUUCAUGACCUUGUUGGAGCUGUAGCUAAUGAUUCAAAGACAAAACUUUAAACAGUAUUGACUUGAAUCCAACAGGUGACCUAAGAGAUCAUUCCUACAUGCAUCUACUCAUCCAGAUGAAACUUAAUGGGUGUGUUUAGACUUCAUUUUUAGAAAGCUGCUGAAUCGAUGAAUGAAGAUUUAUAUUACCAACAGGUUCAUUUUAAAUAAACUACUGCAAGAUGAUCAGUAAAAGUUAUAAUCUUUUUUUAAACUUUUGGUUCCUUUGCAUUUGUUCAUUGUUAGAUCUGUGAAAAUGUAUUAUUUAUGCUUGGUAAAAUUGUCUCACUCAAACUAAAAUUAGUAAUCCGCUGGUGUAUAUAAUUGGGGUUUUACAAAUGUCUGAUUUCCUUUGCUCAAUGGAAUCCAUUUCAAUCUGCUUUAGAAGCAAGGAGCUGUGGCAGCAGUAGAACCAAUUCAUGCAGCUUUGUAUGAAUUGCUCAAUUCAGACAUAGUUCAAUAAAAAUAUUCUAUAGUGAAAUAAAUCAUUGAUUUUGCUAAGGUAUCCUGAUGAAGAUUGAAUCGAGUAUUGGACAACUUCUACGCAUACAGAAAAAGCGGCCUUGUAGAAAACAAAGACUGUGAUCAUGGACUGGACAAUAUGGCUCAUUUCAAGGCUGUUAAUUACUUAAUAAAGCAACACAUUAAC
Carcharodon carcharias (great white shark) is the source of this 2641-nucleotide messenger RNA. RefSeq names its product mitochondrial poly(A) polymerase. The transcript is spliced from 9 exons. Gene Ontology annotation, molecular function: poly(A) RNA polymerase activity. The coding region runs from base 15 to 1769 and encodes 584 amino acids. Gene Ontology annotation, cellular component: mitochondrion. The record is from RefSeq and is a predicted model, not a curated record. NCBI's taxonomy places the organism in Eukaryota, Metazoa, Chordata, Chondrichthyes, Lamniformes, Lamnidae.